Molecule: messenger RNA, 6317 nt
Organism: Thunnus maccoyii (southern bluefin tuna)
Lineage: Eukaryota; Metazoa; Chordata; Actinopteri; Scombriformes; Scombridae
Product: arf-GAP with GTPase, ANK repeat and PH domain-containing protein 1-like
Exons: 20
Coding region: 1103-4777 (1224 amino acids)
Cellular component (GO): nucleus
Molecular function (GO): GTPase activator activity; GTP binding; protein binding
Source: RefSeq, a predicted model, not a curated record
CUGUGAGGCAGGGAGAGAAAACAGGAGCUGCCCAUAAAUUGCUUUGGAAAGGAGAGGGGAGAGAAAGAGCUGGAGACAGAGCAGAUGCAUUGGCAGGAGCAGAGCUGGAGGUUUUUUUUUUUGUCUCUCUCUCUCUCCCUCCUGUCUCUUUUGUUGUGUCGGCACAGAUAAAAAUCUGAUGAACGUGGGCAAGGACCACCACCUCCACCACCACAUCUCUGCAAGCUUGUCAUUCCCAGCCUGUUUGCCAGAGCUGAAUCUAGUGUGGAGCUGCUUGUGCGGCAAGCUAACGGCGGGCUAGCGGGGGGGCUGCAAGGCAAAGGAGGCGAGGAAAAAAAGAGGAGGAGGGGCUGUGGUGAGCUGGUGGGCUUCCUCUGCCUCACAGACACAUUUUAUUGACUUGCUAAUUGGAUGAGGCACUCGGAGGAGAGGAUGCGGUGACCGAGAGGAGCUGCUCUCCAGAGGAGGGAUACAGGCACAAGGAAGCAUCGCUUGGGUUGCUUAAAUCUGGCUACUUUAUCUCCUUUUUUUAAAUGUUCUGGAGACAUAACAACAGAUGUUUUUCAGCAUCUCUCAGUGACCCUCACACCGUGCAUACAUAAUUUUAUGCGUGACAUUGUCGAAUGGAGGCUCCAGCUGCCAGACGCUUCGUGACAAGUGAAUGAUUUCCAUUUUGAUGUUUUUUCACCCUGUUCCCUUUCACCUGUUUUUUCUCUUGGGCUGAUCAUCUGAAGCUCCUUUUUUUGUCAGCCUUGUUUGAUGUGCCAUUUGAUGUGAAUGAUAAGCUGAUGGCAAGAGAGCAUCUUCAUUUGUGCACAAAUAAAAUGUACAAUGGAUAUUCUUCAGGGAAAAUGAAGACUCUUCAUGUCUUUAUUAAGGCUGUAAAAGGAAAGGAAGGCAGGAUUCCUGUCAACUCCAUCUGCCAGAUAGAUCAGACUGAGACAUCAUCAGCUACACAAGGUUUGAGCAGGUGUCUGAUCCAUAUUUGAUCGUAGAUUUUCUUUUUCUUCUGCCUCAGUCUUGUCCUGGUUGCCAUGACUGAGGUUUGCAGGUCUGGCUAGGUCAGAGAGCAGGUGCCACUGUGCUCAGGUCUGCUGUCCCAAUGAGCAAAGCAGGCAACCCACAGAAACGCACCACCUACCUCAUUUCCCUCACUCUGGUGAAGGUUGAGGCUGUGCCAGAGGAUGUAGCAGGGAACCAAGUGGAGAAGGAGCCCCUUCCAGAGGGGGAAGGGAGCCCUAAGAGGGAGGAGGAAGAGGAGGUAGGCGAUGCCCCUAAAAGGGAAGAAGAACCUGCAUGUGUGCAAUUGGUGGAAAAAGAAAGCACACAGGUGGAAGAAGAAUUGGAACAGGUGCCGGUCAAGUAUGGCAGCCCCAAUAAGAACUGGGGAAAACCUGAGAGGAGAGAAACUCAUGGACACCAAAAAGACUUUGUAUCGGUCGGUAAAAGCAAAGACACUUCUUUUGUGCAUCCACCUGUGAAGCAAAUGGUGAAAGUGUACGGAGGAACCAGCUUUGAGGGAACUGUGCGCAGAGAGGGGCCUCGCUCAGAUGCCAUGCGUCCUAAGACGGAGCUCUACAGGGAGCCCCCCAUGCUUUUCCUAAAGGGUGAAAAUGGAGCAGACCUGAACAGUCGUUCACGUUGCAGCCUCCCUUUUUCCGUCCCGCCGCAGGUCAGCCAGCGCCCUGAAGUCCUGAUGAGGUCUCAUGCAGGAGGCAACUCUGCAUGCUGGAGGGAGCUCAGAGAGGCCAACGCAAGCUUGUAUCACUCUGCUAAGACUUUGGACCGGAGGGAUAACCGCAUCGGGGACCAGUCCCCCUUAAUGGCAGCUUCAACUCUGGGGCCUUACAGGGCGUCCUGGGCCGACAGCGAUGGUAGGGGCACGCUCAUUCGCCCUGGAGCUCCCAUCAGUGGAGGAUUCACAGGCGUGAUGACCAGGGACAGCCCUCAGGGGGAGAGAUUUAAGACAGUUUCAGUUUCCUUGCCUGCACCUCCUUCCACUGAUGUGCCCAGGCCUCAAAGAAAAGGUACAAGUCGUACCCUGGACAACAGCGACCUACAUUCCCUCUCUGAGGACCUGAAGAAGGGGAAGGACGGCCAGGGAGGAACAAUCCAGAGAGCUCCCGCCCGUGAUCGAAAGAUGCUCAAGUUUAUUAGUGGGAUUUUCACCAAAAGUACAGCUGUGCCACCCAGCGUCAACACUGCACCGCCCCUCUAUCCAGCUGUAGAGAGGGGCUCUAGUGAGGAGGAAGCUGGAUGCACCAGCAGUCAAGAAUGGACCAUCAGCCAAACUGUACAAGAACUUCACCUGGGUGUUUUGGGAGGUCUGUGCAGCGGGAAGUCUGCUCUGGUCCACAGACACUUGACAGGAAGUUACCUGCCACUGGAGAACGCUGAGGGGCGCCAGUACAUUAAAGACGUCCUGGUUGACGGACAGAGCCACCUGUUGAUAAUCAGAGAGGAGACAGAACUCCCUGGUGCUCAGUUUGCAAGUUGGGUGGAUGCAGUUAUCUUGGUCUUCAGUUUGGAAAAUGAGGCCAGCUUCCUGGAAGUUUACAAAAUCUACCACCAGCUUGCUAUCCACCGGCCGGUCACUGAGAUACCGUUCGUAGUAGUCGGCACACAGGAUAAGAUCAGCAGCAGCAACCCCAGAGUAAUAGAUGAUGCCAGGGCCAGACAGCUAUGCUCAGAUGUGCGGCGCUGCACUUACUAUGAAACCUGUGCUACGUAUGGCCUCAAUGUGAACAGAGUCUUCACUGAUGCUGCUCAGAAGAUUAUGGCAGCCAAGAAGCAAGCUGCCCUCCUGGCUUCCUGUAAAUCUCUCCCUAACUCUCCCAGUCACUCUGGAGGCUCCACCCCAGUGUCUGGCAUCUUUCCAGGACAGGCCAGUAAUGGUGGUCAGAGCAGUGACUACUCCUCAUCACUUCCCUCCACUCCUGUGAUUAGUCAUAAAGAGAUCGGCAGGACAGUGAGAGGGGAGAAACAGGACAGUGCCACCCCAGGGUCGGUCCGCAGUGCCACCCGAAGACGCACAUCCCGAUUUGCGGGCCGGAGAGGCAGUGACUCAAACAGACGGAGUGCAGACUGUAAGGGAGAUCUGGGCAGUGGACGCUCAAUUCCCAUCAAACAGGGCAUCUUGCUGAAGCGCAGCGGGAACUCGCUCAACAAAGAGUGGAAGAAGAAGUAUGUCACGCUGUCCAACGAUGGCAUACUCUCCUAUCACUCCAGUGUCAAUGACUACAUGCUAAAUUCCCCGGGGAAAGAGAUGGAUCUGCUGCGGGUGACGGUGAAGGUGCCGGGAAAGCGGCCACCACGCGCUGUACCAACCUGCGGCCCUCCAGUCGGGCUCAAUGGGCGAGUCAAAGAUGUGCAGGGACCCGAGGGACUCAGCCCAGUUCCUGUAAGUACCAGUGGCCUCCUGCAAGUGGAGGAAAUGGAAGGGCUGGGUGGUGCACUGUUCCUGAGGAGUAACAGAGGCGUGCAGCGAUGUCCUUCCACGUUAUCUAACCACGCUCAAAGUGUUGACUCUGCAGUGGAGGGCGUGUCCAGCUCCUCCUCCACCAAAGAUGUAGGCUCCGCCUCCCCAGUGACAGACAGGAAGAAGCAUCGCAGAAAGAAGAGCAUGAACCAGAAGGGAGAUGCAACCAUCGGCCAAGCAGAUGCCAAGCGCAAAAUGUGGAAACUUAAAAGCUUUGGUAGCUUAAGGAACGUAAGCAAGACAGAUGAGGAUAAUUUUGACUUCCUCAUUGUGUCGAGCACUGGUCAGACAUGGCACUUUGAAGCCCAGAGUGUGGAGGAGAGGGACUCCUGGGUUCAAGCCAUCGAGAGCCAGAUCCUGGCUAGCCUACAGCUGUGUGAGAGCAGCAAGAACAAGGCUCGCAAGAACAGCCAGAGUGAAGCAGUGGCUCUUCAGGCGAUUCGCAAUGCAAAGGGCAACAACUUCUGUGUUGACUGUGAUGCUCCAAAUCCAACCUGGGCCAGUCUGAAUCUGGGCGCUCUCAUUUGCAUCGAGUGCUCUGGGAUCCACAGAAACUUGGGGACCCACCUAUCGCGUGUUCGCUCCCUGGACCUCGAUGAUCUGCCACGAGAGCUCACGCUGGUUCUUAGCGCCAUUGGCAACCACAUGGUCAACAGUAUAUGGGAGGCGCGCACCCUGGGACAUCGUAAACCAAUGCCUGAUGCUACUCGAGAGGAACGUGAGUCAUGGAUCAGGGCCAAAUAUGAGCAGAAACUGUUUGUGGCGCCGUUGCCACCUCCCACCCCUAGCGAGGGCCCAGACAUCACACUAUCUGGCCGUCUUCUGUUGGCAGUGAUGGAGCACAACCUCCCCAAGCUGCUGCUCUUUUUGGCCCACUGCACUAAGGAGGACAUUAAUGCCCCUCUCAGCCUGGCGCUCUCCUCCAGGUCGCUCUUGGCGCUGCGGCUUCCUGGCUCUGCCCUACAUGCUGCCUGUCAGCAGGCCGAUGUGGUGAUGACGCAGCUUCUGGUUUGGUAUGGCUGUGAUGUUCGGUAUCGGGAUGCUCAGGGGCAGACGGCGCUGGCUCUGGCUCGCAGUGCUGGCAGCCAAGAGUGUGUCGACAUCUUGCUCCAGUACGGAUGCCCAAAUGAACCAGCCCCCUCCAUUGCCGCGACAGUCGGCUUCGCAGCGGCCGCAACCUCCAGCUUCCCUGUUGCCAUGACGCCGAGCCUGACGGUUGCCACGACACUCAAGAUCUCGCACAAGAGCGGCGGCGGCACCAGCUUGAGUUACAGCACCUCCAGACGAGCAGUGUCAUAAUUGAAAUGUGGUGUGGUGAAAGUGUGUGUGUGUCAGCUUGUCGCUUUGCCCUCAUAGUGUCCUGUACAUUCACGCAGGUCAGUGGGAUUGAUGAACACGUCGCCAGAUGUUGCACUCCUGAAGCCAGACGAGGUUUAAUAGGGUGUGUUUGUGUUUGUCAGGGAUGAAAACACUCACUGGUAAUCAACACAGGCACAUUCAGUCUGCUAGAAUGGUUUAACCAAAACAAAAAGAUAAAUUUUCCUGACUACACUUUGUACGUAGGCAGUUAGAUAAAAAAAAAAAGACAUUUGGAUGCCUCUGCAUUCAGAUUUAAUAGGGAUGUAUUGCACUGUAUACCAGCUGGUAUGAUUCAUAUGUCACCAUCCGGUCAAUAUUCAACUUUAUUCUUCACUCAGUUAAGAAUGGAAAUUUGCCUUUGGCCUAAAAUAGCUUAUCAUAUAAAAAACUGCAAUAAGUUUACUGUUUGAUAGAUGGACGUCUCGGUCUGUCUUUACCCGCUUGAAAUACCAAUGUUAAACACAUCAAGAGUUUUUAACUUUAUUGACAACGAAUGUUACAAAAUCAGAUCAGAGAGAGUGCAUAUGUUAUGUUCAACAGAGCCGGGCAUUGAGCUGUGCAUAAAUAAUGUUGUGUAAGUUGAUUAUAAAAAAAACUUUACAGUGGCUGAAAAGUGAGGCUGUUUUAAAGAUAAUCAAAAUAACUGUAUAGAGAUGAAUUGAUAAAAAUAUUAUAAUUCUAAAAAAAGUGCUUCAUUUUCAAGAUUGUUAUUGUACGAUUUGUACAGUUGGUUCUGUGUAUAAAACUCAAAGGGUUACUCAUAGCUGUUCAGAGAUUUACAGCCUCUUGGUUUCCUUUGAUAACCACCUGAUUAACUCUUUGACACCCAAGACUGAGAUUUCUAUGUUAUGUUUGUAUCACUGUGUGUGACAUGAACACUGUACAUGAUGUGUGCAUUAAUACCUGCAGAGCAAGUGACUCCAGCAGCAGGUCAUUGUCAAGGCGAGUGUAAUACUGGAUGUGUAUAUGAACAAGUGAAAAUGAAAUGCCUUGAUUUUGAUUGAAUGUACAAAAACAGAUGAUUUGAGGUCGUUAUUUUAAACACUUAACAUGCGUUAUCCAGAUGAUACAGCUGUGGUUCCAUCCAUGUUUUGGUGGACUGUCGGGGCGUUUUAUGUUUUGAUUAACUAAUAUUAUUCCUGCUGUGACUAAUAGAAAUUAAAAGUAUGGUUUAAUAGAUUAAAACUGCUAAGUCUUGACACUUAAAGGUUCUGAUCUAUAAAACGGGGCCUUCGAAUGAACGUGUUUGUAAGUGGCUGAAAAUCAACAUGAAAUAGAGGAAUGUUUCCCAAAUUGAUAUUUUAAAAAAUGACAUAAAAAACAAUCCUCCUGCAGUACUGUAUGUAUUUUUGUGUUGAUCUGAAGACUCUUCGCUGAGUGUACAUGUCUGUGAUGUAAGCAUCUCUUUCCAUUUGUAUUUUUUUACUCAUGCAAUGAUUCAUAGAGCAUUCAUUAUCAAUACACUAAGGCUACUGCCCAA